Molecule: messenger RNA, 1542 nt
Organism: Vitis riparia (riverbank grape)
Lineage: Eukaryota; Viridiplantae; Streptophyta; Magnoliopsida; Vitales; Vitaceae
Product: 12-oxophytodienoate reductase 2-like
Exons: 6
Coding region: 294-1418 (374 amino acids)
Molecular function (GO): FMN binding; oxidoreductase activity
Source: RefSeq, a predicted model, not a curated record
UUGUCCAAACUCAUGAACAGAGUUCAAUGAAAACUGACCAACCAAUCUUGAAGGUGAAUGAAAUGUCAAACGCUAUGAAUCGAUAAAAAGAGUAGAAAUUCAAGAUGAAGUUUCCUGAUUUUCUCGGGAAAAUGAAACCAGAAAGCUUCUCGAAUGAUCAGUGCGGUGAGCGGGAGUGCCAAAAGAUUCAAGUUUUGAUAGUCAACAUGAUAACAAAACACAUAUGAAGUCGGCCUAAUGAGAUCUGGAGAAUUGAAGUCUUGACAAGAGAGAAGAACCUCGAAGAGGAGACGAUGGAAGCUGAAGGUCAGAGAAAGAAGGAGGCGAUACCUCUCCUGACUCCGUACCAGAUGGGAAAGUUCCAUCUCUCUCACAGGAUGGUAUUGGCACCAAUGUCGAGAUUGAGAUCUUACAACUUCACAGCUCAACCGCAUGCCGUCUUGUAUUACUCUCAGAGAACAACAAGAGGUGGCUUCUUGAUCGGAGAAGCCUCAGGCAUUUCCGAUACAGCUCAAGGUUACCCAAAUACACCUGGGAUAUGGAGGAAGGAACACGUGGAAGCAUGGAAGCCCGUUGUGGAUGCGGUUCAUGAGAAAGGGGGCAUCUUCUUUUGCCAACUUUGGCAUGCUGGGAGAGCUUCCAAAUAUGAAUAUCAACCAAAUGGGCACCCACCGAUAUCUUGUACAGAUAAGCCAAUUACAAGUGAGGCUCAAAUUGAUGGAACGACUGCCGCAGACUACUCUCCUCCUCGACGCCUUAGCGUACAAGAAAUCUUUCAGGUUGUCGAUGACUUUAGGGUUGCUGCCAGAAAUGCCAGGGAAGCUGGUUUUGACGGAGUGGAGAUUCAUGCAGCCAACGGGUACCUAGUGGACCAGUUCUUGAAAGACGGGGUAAAUGAUAGAAGGGAUGAGUAUGGAGGUAGUUUAGAAAACCGAUGCCGCUUCCCUCUCCAGGUUGUUGAAGCCAUUGCUGAUGAGAUUGGAGCUGAUAGAGUCGGCGUUAGACUCUCACCCUUUGCAGAUUAUAACGAUUGUGGGGACUCGAACCCGCCAGCUCUAGGCAUCUAUAUGGCUCAAGAAUUAAGUAAGCGAGGAAUCCUCUACUGCCACAUGAUAGAGCCAAGGAUGAUCACUCAGUUUGAGAGGGUUGAAACCAAAUCUAGCCACCGCCCAAUGAGGGAAGCUUUCAAGGGUACGUUUAUCGCGGCUGGGGGAUACAAUAGAGAGGAUGGAAAUGAGGCCAUAGCAAAUGGAAAUGCCGAUCUGAUUGCAUUUGGUCGCUUAUUUCUGGCUAACCCCGAUUUGCCUAAGCGGUUCGAGCUUGAUAUUCCGCUAAAUAGGUAUGACAGGAGCACUUUUUAUACGUCAGAUCCUAUCGUUGGCUACACAGACUACCCCUUUCUUGACCAAACACCCUAAAAAGUUGGGCAAGUUGCCGUUGUAUGAGUAUUUCAAUUGAAUUUACAGAUAUUGUAAUCGCAUGCACUUUGAAAUUGAAUCUAGUUGAAUAAAACAGAGUUGGAACUCAAUUUCAACCCACCAA